Messenger RNA from Labeo rohita (rohu), 5925 nucleotides. It is a transcript of the gene pdzd7a, whose product is annotated as PDZ domain containing 7a. Gene Ontology annotation, cellular component: cilium; stereocilium tip; plasma membrane. The record is from RefSeq and is a predicted model, not a curated record. The transcript is spliced from 15 exons. Lineage: Eukaryota; Metazoa; Chordata; Actinopteri; Cypriniformes; Cyprinidae. Gene Ontology annotation, biological process: sensory perception of sound; auditory receptor cell stereocilium organization. Bases 117 to 2927 code for a protein of 936 amino acids. Gene Ontology annotation, molecular function: protein binding.
UCUAAUCCUCGUGACUGGUAUUGACCCACCGGACCUCGAGUUUUCCCACUCCACCCUCAUUCCCUUUAGAAGCUCAGGCCCUGGAUGAGGGUUAGAGGGGAGGUCGGCACUUUGCCAUGGCUCAUUCGUCUGACACGGCACGCAAAGACAAGACGAAUGGGGCUCAUCCCAGUGCCCAGCCAGGGUCCUCAGGCACUUCGACUCUACCACGCUACCUGCACAAGAAGCAGCAGCGCCAGAGAGGAGUGAGAUCUUCCUCUCCUAUGGGCAGGGUCAUCCUCAUCAAUGCACCUGUCGACGGUGGGGAUGACAGUGAAGACAUCCACACAAUUACUGUGGACAAAAGUGAGGAUGGAAGGCUGGGCUUCAGUGUGCGGGGAGGCUCUGAACACGGCCUGGGAAUCUUUGUCAGCAAGGUGGAGGACGACAGCUCUGCAGAGUUGGCAGGCUUGUGUGUCGGGGAUAAGCUGGUUGAGGUGAAUGGCAUAAGUCUGGAGAGCAUCACCAUGAGCAGUGCUGUAAAAGUCCUGACAGGAAAUAAUCGUCUGCGCAUGGUGGUAAGACGCGUGGGGAAGGUGCCUGGUAUCCGCUAUUCAAAAGAGAAGACUACAUGGGUAGAUCUGAUCCACCGAAGGAUGGUAGUGGAAGAAAGUGGUCGCACACCUUCAGAGGCCAGCUCAGAUGGUGCCCUGCGCAGAAUAGUGCACCUUUACACAACUUCAGACGACUACUGCCUGGGCUUCAACAUACGCGGCGGCAAAGAAUUUGGCCUGGGCAUCUACGUCUCAAAGCUCGAUCCUGGUGGCCUGGCAGAGCAAAAUGGAAUUAAAAUGGGGGAUCAGAUUCUGGCAGCCAAUGGAGUGAGUUUUGAGGACAUCACACACAGCAAUGCAGUAGAAGUGCUAAAGAGUCACACUCACGUGAUGCUGACCAUCAAGGAGGCUGGCCGAUAUCCUGCUUACAAGGAGAUGGUGGCGGAGUACAGCUGGCUUAAUAAAUUGGCUAAUGGAGGCCAGCCCUCUUCCUCCCAGGGUUCAGACUCCUACUCCUCCACUUCCUCUCUCUCCUCCGGGACGCCGGUCAGCUCUCUCAGCGGCCUCUCGCAGGUCAUGUUCCCUCCUGUAUUCGGCUCAGAGAUGGUGGAUGUCUGCAUCUCAACCGAGGACCGCUCACGGCGGACCAGCUCUGAACGGAUAGAGACCGCCAUCCAGACGGACCCGCCGGAGCCCGACGCCACAUCACGAUCUAGUAGGGUCAUAACCACAGAAACCAGCCGAACGGUUGGUGAAACUGUCCUGUUAAAAGACACAGUGAUCCGCAGUGGGACUGCCAAAUCUCGGACAAGGACCUUCUCUGCCGGGGAUAAAGAGACUCUGGACUCUCCUAAAACCGCAGUCCUGAUGGCUCUCAGCAAGCCUCGGAAACCCAUCCGCCGAUCCCAGAGUCACAUCACUGUCUCAGAGGACAAGCAGAAGAAAAAGAAGCAUCAAAAGGACAAGGUAGAGAUGGAGGGAAGCACUCUGCAGCGCUCCAAAACCUUUGUCAGCUUGCUCUUUAAAAGCGGACGCAAGAGGGAAAGGUCGUCCUCAAGAGACAGGAAGGACAAAGGGACAGGGGAUGGACACAGAGGAAGAUCCAAAUCCCCAAAACAUUUAGAUAAUGAACCGGGUAAAGAGCGGGGUCGACCCAUAAUUAACCUGUUGAGUUCUCCCAGAGAGACUCGUGCUGGUAUGAGGGAGCACAGCCCCAUCCCCAGCCCGGAGACCAUGGCCAUGUUGGAGGAUAUGGCCCGCAAGCUGCUCAACGAGGAUGAGGUGGUGGCUGUCAUGAGACACUGUAAAAGGUUUCUAGUUGAACGUGUGGUUGAGGAUUUGGUGCGCCCCCUGUUGGCCAUCUUGGACAAACCUGAGAAGCUUCUGCUGCUAAGGGAGAUAAGAAUGAUCAUCCCUCCCACAGAUCUGGGCCGUUUUGACAGUAUGGUUUUGCCCUUUGAGCUCGAAGCCUAUGACAUACUAAAAAACCGCUCUGUAAGGUCUCCUGUCCUGCGUUCUCCUCAUCAUGGCGGAACACCCCGUCGCCAUCUAAUAACUCCCAUCCCAGAUUACCGUGGUGGAUUCCACCUUCAGCCGGUGCAGGAUCUGGAGAGAGAACGGCAGCUCAUUGAAGAUCUGGAACGACUGCGUUUGGCAGGUUUACCGACUGGACGACUUCCUCCUCCUCGAACUUUCACACCACUUUUGGAUGUACCUGUGGACACUUACAUCACAGACUCACUUCGUAAUCGCUCACUGAGUCCUGCUCGUCCCGGCUGGACGCACUCAGAGUCUCCUCACGGCACGGAACGCAUCGGACGCUCCCCCCAGAGAAGAGACAAUGGUUUCCCCAGGACAUCACACCAUGACUCUUUAUCCAGCAGGGGUGAAUCUGUCCCAGAACGAGGGAGAUCCCCUUAUAGGAAUGGACAUAGAAUGAAAACAGACAAAUCCCAGAAUGGCAAAGAGGUAAAGCAUACCGUAAUGAGUGCACACCGCCGGAGUAGGACACCACUGACCCAGGUGUUUGCACCCAGCUCAGAUCAGGACUGGAAAGAACCAGUGAAUGGACACUCAGAAAGCCAACCAGAGCAAGAGUACGAACUAACCGUGGUUUCUAUCUCUAAGACCAAACAGUCCCUUGGAAUAAGCAUCUCAGGUGGGAUUGAGUCAAAGGUGCAGCCAAUGGUGAAGAUAGAGAAGAUCUUUCCAGGAGGAGCGGCAUCUACCAGUGAUGUUUUGAAGGCUGGAUUCGAGCUGGUGUCAGUAGACGGAGAGUCCCUCCAAGGUGUUACACAUCAGCACGCAGUGGAUGCCAUUCGAAGGGCUUUCAGCAACAAGGCCAAAGACCCCAUGGAGUUUAUCGUCAAAGUUCCCAAGAACCCAAGAGACUGACUGAAACAGCCAGGAACUCAAUGAGUUUGCAGUAAAGGCCUUGAUAUACUUACAGCAAAGUUCUUUAACGUUCUUCACUUGGGUAAAACGAGCAGUCACAGCGGCCAUUAGAUCAAAAUGUAAAUAUGUGCUACACACUCUUCUCUCAAUAAUAAGGUAAACAUAGAACAAAAAUGACAGCAGUAAGCAGAAGUUAAAUGGAUUGAUCACCCAAAAGUGAAAAUUAGCUUAAAGGGAAAGUUCACCCCAAAAUGAUUUACUCACCCUCAAGCCAUCCUAGGUGUAUAUGACUUGCUUCUUUCAGACGAAUACAAUCAGAAUUAUAUAUUAAUGUCCUGGCUCUUCCAAGCUUUAUAAUGGGAGUGAAUAGCCCAAAAGAAGUCCAAUAAAGCACAUCCAUUCACCGUAAAAGUUCCCCACAUGGCUUCAGGGGUGAAUAAAGUCAUCCUGAAGUGAAUCAAUGUGUUUUUCUGAGAAAAAUAUCCAAAACUUUAUAAACUGUAAUCUUUAGCUUACGCUAACUGUUGUACGCAUGUUUGGAUGAUGUAGGAUGUAAGCUCACAGGAAUCCUGAUUUGUUUACAGGUGGAACGGAAGCAAAUUUUCCUUUGUUUAGCAAAGAAAAACCAGUCCACUCUUGGCCUACAUUGAAAUUGUCCGACAUUUUUCUUUACAAAUCCUUGUUUUGUACUUCUAAUUCAUGACCUGUGUUUCGUUUUUUGCUUUCACCACUGCGCUUCCACAUUUGUCACUUCUUAUCAGAGCUUGUGCCGCAUUACAGAGUGGAAAUGUCCCACUUAAAACGUCAGUGAGUUCCAGUCUAUCACAUGUCACGUUAACAUAUUGACAUCAUAAAGUUUUGUGUUUUUGUGUCAAUUAUGGCAAAAACAGAAAAUAAUGAAGAUAAAAUGCUGCCUUUCAAUUUGAAAACAGCUAAUGAAAAGCAAAAAUCAAGUUUUCAUUUUAUGAACUUAACAUGUAACGUUUUUACCCAGCAGGCACCGGACGUCAAUGUAACGUCAGGUUUACAUUGGACAGACAGAUCAGAUCAGACAGACGUUGAAUUUGGGUUGAGAAUGAAAAUCGUCAGUAUUUGAGGUCAAAUUGAUGAUUUUGGUUACACAACCUAAAAACAACAAAAUAUCAACGUCAGCUGAUGUUGGUAUUGGACAUCAAAUUAAUGGUGACAUUAGACGUUGAAUUGACACUGAUUGAUUCGGGACGCCUUUAUUAACCCCCGGAACUAUGUGGAGCACUUUUUAUGAUGGAUGGAUGCCCUUUAUUGAACUUAUUUUGGACUAUUAAAAAAUAACACCCAUUCACUGCCAUUUUAAAGCUUGGAAGAGCCAAGACAUUUUUUAAUAUAACGCUGAUUGGAUUUGUCUGAUAGAAGAAAGUCAUAUACACCUAGUAUGGCUUGAGUGUGAGUAAAUCAUGGGGUAAUUUUAAUUUUUGGGUGAACAAUCCCUUUAAGAUAGAUUUACACUUCAGGUUCUCCCUCAAGCCAUCCAAGAUGUAGCUGAGUUUGAGUUUCUUCAUUGGAACAGAUUUUGAGAAAUUUAGUAUUAUAUCACUUAUUUACCAAUGGAUCCUUUGCAGAAUGAGAGUUUAUCAAAACAUCACAAUAAUCCAAAAGUACUCCAAAUGACUCCUGUCUGGAGGGUUAGUAAACUGUUCGCAAAUUUUCAGCAUUUUUGGUGAACUAUUCCUUUAAGAAAGCAACAGCGAAGUGGAUAUGUUGGCACAAGUUUUGCAAUUCAUAAUUCCAGGCAAGUUGCUCAUUGAUAUCGCACUUUAUACAAUAGAUAUACAAUAAAGCAAGCGGAUUUACAGUGUUAAACAUGAAAUAAAGAGUGUCAGUGUCACCUUCAAUUAAAAUUACAACUUCAGUUUCUACUGUGAAGAAGCUCUCCAGUGUGCUCAUUUAUUUACUCGUGUCUGAUUUUGACAGACUGAACAGAAGAUGAGAUUUCACAGUCCCAGAGCACAGUUACCUACUGUAUUACGUAACCUCCUUACGGACCAAUGGUAGUUUGAAGGUGUUUACAGCUGAAGCAAACUUUUUUGGCAAUCCGCUUUGAUUUCCUGAAAAGAACCCCAAUGAACUUUUGGCCUGGCUUUGUUCAAAAUGACAUCACACCAGUUCCUUCUUGAAUUUUGCUUGAAGUAUAUCGGGGCCUUAGUGCUGCAGGGUAUAAACAGAAGACUUGCUUGGUUUGAAAGAGAAAUCAUGCCAUCGUGCCCUUCAGUGGGGGUCGAGGCAAACCCCUGAGCGAGAAUUCAAAAAUGGGCUUCCAGAGAGUGCUAUUGGCCAUUCACAGAUGCUGACCUUUUCCCUUCUUGUUAUUGUUAUUUGCUUUUGAAUCUAUUCCUUUUCUAUUUUGAAUCUAUUCUAUGAAACCUAAUAAAACAGCCAGAACUCUUCACUUCCACCAUUAAGGGAUCUGACACCCUGUAUAAACAUGAGAUAUUGAGGGUUUCUAUUUUUGGUUGGUUUAAGCCUCGAGCUAGAUAAGAGCGUGCUGGCAUGACAUGCUGAUAAUCAUAAGUCAUAACACUACCCAUCCAUCCGGGCUACAGUCUCCACAGUCAUGCCUGAGAGAGAUUACAUACAGCCACAGUAUGGAUUGAGAUUGAGAUUAGGUCUUUUUUUCUUUUAAAUUGCUGGUUUGGUUUAGUGAAUGUCUGGGGGAUUAUUACAAAUGAGGCUCUAUGUCUCAUUUUACAUCCUGUGCUCUAAGUGAAUGUCUAUUUUUGGCAACUUAUGCUUAUAUUUAGCAUUUUUUUUAUAUUUGUGCCUUAAAGCUGCACAUAUGGACUGUGCAAUUAAGAUCUAAACGUUGUGAUAAUUGUAGGAUCAGUGUUAUAUACUGAACUUUUUUUUUUCUCUGUAUGCAUCUAAAAAAAGCAUGUGUAAAGCAUCUGGUCUGCAUUUUUGCAGUUUGUUUUAUUACAAAAGGCAUUGUGUGAUUAUAAAUAAAAGGUUAAAUAUUGUCGGU